Andrographis paniculata is the source of this 1272-nucleotide messenger RNA. Its product is annotated as PI-PLC X domain-containing protein At5g67130. The coding region runs from base 75 to 1133 and encodes 352 amino acids. Gene Ontology annotation, molecular function: phosphoric diester hydrolase activity. Gene Ontology annotation, biological process: lipid metabolic process. The transcript has 8 exons. The record is from RefSeq and is a predicted model, not a curated record. Lineage: Eukaryota; Viridiplantae; Streptophyta; Magnoliopsida; Lamiales; Acanthaceae.
ACAAAACAGAUCAGUAAAUAUAUAUAUAUAUACAUAUACAUAUAAUACAUACAGCUCUCUUCCCUACGGCGGCGAUGGCGGCGGCGGCGAGAGGAGUUGGUGCAGUUAUGACAGUGUUGCUUUUGUCGUCGCUUGUUGUCUCCGCGAAGGUUGGGGAUGAGUGCUCUAACAAUGGCGGUUGUGGGGAGGGGUUGUCGUGUUUGGCUUGCGCAGCAGCUUUUGAGGGCUCCCAAUGUGUCCGAACAACCGCCACCAAUCAGUUCUCCCUCACCAACAACUCUCUACCACUGAACAAAUACGCGUUCCUGACGACGCACAACGCCUUCGCCAUAGACGAUGGCACCGCCAGGCUGGCUCCGACCAAUCAGGAAGACACCGUCGCUCAGCAGCUUCAGAAUGGCGUCCGUGCCCUAAUGUUAGAUACCUACGACUUCGAAGAGGAUAUAUGGCUCUGCCAUUCCUUCCAAGGCAAAUGCUUCGACUUCACUAAAUUCGCUCGAGCAGUAGACACGUUGAAGGAAGUGGAAGCGUUCCUGUCAAGCAAUCCAUCAGAGAUUGUGACAAUUAUCCUCGAGGACUAUGUCAAGACACCAAAAGGACUCACCAAGGUUUUCACCAACGCUGGCCUGAUGAAGUACUGGUUUCCAUUAUCCAAAAUGCCUUUGAACGGACAGGAUUGGCCACUGGUUAAGGACAUGGUCGCCGCUAACCAGAGGCUGCUCGUGUUUACUUCAGACAAGUCUAAGGAGAGCUCCGAGGGAAUAGCCUACCAGUGGAACUACAUGGUCGAGAAUCAGUAUGGCGAUGGAGGGAUGGAGGAAGGGGAAUGUCCCAACAGGGCAGAGUCUUCGCCCCUAAAUGACAAGACCAAGUCUCUGGUUCUGGUCAACUAUUUCCGGUCGGUGCCGGUGAAGGCGUUGGCCUGCGUGCAGAACUCCGGCGGCCUCGCCGACAUGGUUCAAACUUGCCAUGGCGCCGCCGGGAACCGGUGGGCUAAUUUUUUGGCAGUCGAUUUUUACAAGAGGAGUGAGGGAGGAGGAGCAUUUGAAGCCAUGGAUACUCUGAACGGGGAGCUUCUUUGUGGAUGUAAAGAUGUCCAUUCUUGUGCAGGUGGUACCCAGUGUACGUCCUGAUGGGACAGGUGGCCAUCUCUUCCCCAACGACAGAUAGAUUCCUUCCAUCGGCUUCAAUUACUGUGUACUCUGAAAAUUAUUUGAGCAAAUGGGAAAAAAGGGAUUAUAUAUGCAUAUAUUAUUAUAUUUUAUUUAUUUA